Messenger RNA from Thecamonas trahens ATCC 50062, 1101 nucleotides. RefSeq lists its product as uncharacterized. Lineage: Eukaryota; Apusomonadida; Apusomonadidae. Bases 1 to 1101 code for a protein of 366 amino acids. The record is from RefSeq and is a predicted model, not a curated record. Gene Ontology annotation, molecular function: calcium-dependent phospholipid binding. The transcript has a single exon. Gene Ontology annotation, biological process: intracellular signal transduction; cellular response to calcium ion. Gene Ontology annotation, cellular component: plasma membrane.
AUGACCUCGCGGGAGUCGUUUGCCCUCCACCGCGCCCCGCUGUGGGCCGAGGUGUAUGUCCGCGGGAGCGAGCUCGUCAAUCUGGACACGUUUUCGCUCUCGGAUCCUGUGGCGUACAUGUACAUGGCAUCAUCCACCACAGGCAAGUGGGUCGAGGUGGGACGGACAGAGGAAGUGCGUGAUGAUCUCAAUCCGACCUGGCGCACUACCUUUCUGGUGCCCGUCAAGCCCAACAUGGAGGCCAAGUUUGUGGUGUGGGACAUCGACAAGCAGACCGACAAUCUAGAGGAUCAGGAUCUCAUCGGAGAGAUCAACAUCAAUCUUCGCCCACUCGUUGUCCGGGACCAGCCGUGUAGCUACACAGGCGAGCUCAUCUGUGACGACAAGCCCGGUAGGUUCAAUGGCUACUUUUCCGUCACUGUCGUCGCCAUCCAGUCACCCGAGGCGAGCAAGGCCGUCUCCAAGUUUGUGCGCGCCCGCAAGCUGACCGGCGAGGAUGCCGAUUCCCAGGUCCUCUCCUCCUUUGACUGGUUCAAGGUCAUCCGUAAGUUCCACCUCUCGGUUCUCGGGCCCAUUCCGUCGUCGGCAAAGUCGGUCAAGUCGUUCUCCGGCCAUGCCUUUGUGAGGUGGCUCGUAAGGCACGUCAUUGCUACCGGCCGCGUCCGCAACAAGGCCAAGGCCAUGGCCCAGUUUCUUCUUGAUGUCAACAUCAUUGACAACACCCACAUCAAGGUCUUCUCCUCAUCUAAGGAAUCGUACUACGUGUUUAACCCCUACUUUCUGCGCACCUCGUUCAAGGCCUCGGUCAUGCAGCCGCGGUACAAGCUCAACGCCGACGUCUACCGCUCGUUUGCCUACAACACUGAGACGCCUAUCUUUGUCGACGAGCUCGACGCCCAGGCUCUCCUUCCCUCGCACCUCAAAGACUCGCCGUCGAUCCGCUUCGGUGUCCUAGAGCCCGACGCUGCCUUUCCACCGGUCAUGGCCGGCACCCUCAAGGCGCUCGUCACCCGCAUGACCCACCCGCAGUCACCGGACGACGAGCUCGUCAACAUUGUUCUCUACACUUAUCCGCGUUUUCCACCGCCUCACAAGUCGUGA